CUCCUCGGCGCGGACGACGCGCCACGUGGACUGCGCGUCCGACAGCCAGUCCACCGAGUCCGAGGCCCCGGCGGCCGACGACUUCGCGGACGCCAUCGUCCGGGGGCUCCGCUCCGACGACCGCCUCCUCUUCGAGCCCCACGGGCCCUCCAGCUCCAUCCUCGAGAGGAAGCCUCCGGCGGCGCCUGCCCUGCGGCCGCGAGCGGCGGCGUCCUCCUCUCGUCCUUCGUUGACGGCGUCGCGGUGGCGUUCGACUCCGCCGACCCGUCAGAUGGUGAUGGUGUCAGGCGGCGGGGGUAACGCGUGGGCGAAGGAGAUGACCCUCCGCCGCAGGAUAGCCAGCAUAUUCAACAAGACGCAGGAACACUUCCCUACUCUGAAGGACUACAACGAUUAUCUGGAAGAAGUUGAGGAUAUGACUUUCAACCUGAUCGAAGGGAUAGAUGUCGAGGAGAUUGAAGCAAAAAUUGCAAGAUACCAACAGGAAAAUGCGGAGCAGAUAUACUUGUCCAGAGCUAAAAGGGCAGAAGAUCUUGCGGCAGCACUUAAAGCAAGCAGGAUGAACCCCGUAAAGGCCGAGGCCAAUGAUACGGCUGCUGGGAGUUCUCAGGGUAUUAGUGGCGGGGCAGGAGUUCAGGGCCAGUAUGCACCUGCCGCUGUUCUUGGGGGAGUGGCUCAGCCCCGCCCCACAGGUAUGGCGCCCCAACUAAUCGGCAGUGGGUCGGAUCCCCUGCAAGGAGACGACGAGGAGACCAGGAGACUACGCGCAGAGCGAGCAGCACGGGCUGGCGGAUGGACUGCUGAAUUGAGCAAGAGAAGAGCGCUUGAGGAGGCGUUUAGCGCCAUAUUCAUCUAGGAUUAGAUCAAAAGGCAACACAUGGUCUGCAUUGGCAUUGGUAAAACCUGCACUAGUUCUGCAGGGCAAAGAAUAAGAACUACUCAAUCAGAUGCCGCCAUGCAAAAGUUAAAAUGUGUCUCUAUCCAUGGCAGGGCUACUCUAAAACUAACUAAAUAUAUUACUAGUGGUCUUUCACAUUUGCAUGGUUGGUCUUAUUGUGACCGGCAAGUCAGUAAGUGGGCAGCCGAGCCUUUUGUUC
Messenger RNA from Zea mays, 1097 nucleotides. RefSeq names its product CDK-activating kinase assembly factor MAT1 family protein. The transcript has 5 exons. Lineage: Eukaryota; Viridiplantae; Streptophyta; Magnoliopsida; Poales; Poaceae. The coding region runs from base 272 to 856 and encodes 194 amino acids. The record is from RefSeq and is marked validated. Gene Ontology annotation, cellular component: transcription factor TFIIH holo complex. Gene Ontology annotation, biological process: DNA repair; regulation of transcription by RNA polymerase II.